ACACAGUGACUUGGUCUGGCUGGACGUACAAAGCAUCGAAUAUGGAUUUAAUGUUUAGGCUCGUUUCGUAGCGUGCUUUAGCUUCCGCGGUGCUAUAGAACCCACCAUUUAGUAACGGUGUCUUUAAUUUCGUUUAAAAGUUUGUUGGUUGUUUGUUUAUAAGUUAGGCGGCAGUAGAGAAAGAAGGCGGUGGCAGGAGUGUAGUCAGUGUGCUGCCGCUGCUGCUUCUACCUGGCCUGCUGGUCUGCUGGUCAACCAGCCAGCUGAACUGAAAUAACGUUUUUCUAACUUCACCAAGGCUUUUGCAGUCCUCUACUUCCAGUAAAACUUUAGGAUUGGGUCACAGCGCAAUGGCUGACAGCAGCAUAGUUACUUUGGGUAUGGCCCGUAGCCUGCUAGUGGACUCAUCUGUAUACGACUCCAGAAUGGCAGAGACCUCUAAGGAGCACACUUUCCUAGGGCUGGUCUCUUGUGACGCAGAGGAAAUCCUGCGCCAAGUGCAGACCAGGGUGGUCCUGGUAGGGGCAACGGGCAACAAUAUUGAACUUGUAAAGGCGCUAGAGGCAAUCAGAAUAAUGGAAGUCCCAGUAGUAAAGAUAAAGGAAGGGGACCCAGGCGAGUCGGGCGAGAAAUUGAUAAAAUCUAUAGUCAAUAUGGACAUAAAUGUCCCCUGUAUAAAGACAGACAAUGUCAGAGAGUUUGGGGACGGAGAGAAUGCAGAGUUUGAGACAGUCUUUGUACUGAAGGACUUCCAGUCUCCAGACUACAGCUAUUUAUACAAGAAUGACAACCGCAUUUUAGGGCCUCCUGUGGUAUUUCACUGUGCUGGGAAGGGAGAGCCUUUGCCAUUCUCGUCCCGUCCUCUCUACUCUACCACCAUGCUGAAUUUGUCGCUAUGUUUCACUGGCUUCCGAAAGAAAGAAGAAGUGGUAAACCUGGUCAACCUGGUGCAUCAUAUGGGUGGCACCAUCCGCAAGGACUUCAGUGCUAAAGUCACCCAUCUCAUUGCCCAUUCCACUCACGGAGAGAAGUACAGGUUGGCUGUUUGUAUGGGUACACCCAUCCUCACCCCUGACUGGAUUCACAAGGCCUGGGAGCACAAGGAUGACAUCAAUUUCCAUGCAGGUGAUGAAGAGUUCCGUACAGCCUUCAAAGUGCCUCCAUUUCAGGACUGCGUUCUAAGCUUUCUUGGCUUUUCUGAGGAGGAAAAAAACAACAUGGAGGAAAGGACACUGAAGCAUGGUGGCAGAUUUCUGGAGGUCGGAGAUGAGAAGUGCACUCACCUGGUGGUGGAGGAGAACUCCAUUAAAGAGCUUCCCUUUGUGCCAUCUAAGAGACUAUACGUUGUGAAACAGGAGUGGUUUUGGGGAAGUAUCCAGAUGGAUGCCCGAGCUGGGGAAUCUAUGUAUUCCUAUGAGAAGUCGGAGAGCCCUGCAAUGAAGAAGGCUGUGUCCCUUCUUUCCCUUACCACGCCCACCAGUAAUCGGAAGCGACGACGGCUGCGGGACACUCUGGCCCAGCUCACGAAAGAGACUGAGAUUUCACCCUUCCCCCCACGCAAAAGGCCUUCAGCAGAGCACUCACUGUCCAUGGGUUCCCUACUGGACAUCUCUAACACUCCAGAGACCUGUAAGGCUCUGGCAGAGAACGCCAAGCCCUCCAAAAGCUCCACACCGGUCCUGCCCAAGCAGUCGGCAAGAUGGCAGGUAUCCAAGGAACUGUACCAGACAGAGAGCAACUAUGUGGAUAUCCUGGCCACAGUUCUGCAGCUCUUCAAACAUCCGCUGGAGAAGGAGGGGCAGGUGGGAGGGCCCAUCCUGGCUCAAGAGGAGAUUAAGACCAUCUUUGGCAGCAUCCCAGAUAUUUAUGAAGUCCAUACCAGGAUAAAGGCGGACCUGGAGGAGCUGGUGAUGAACUGGUCGGAAGACAAGAGCGUUGGAGACAUCAUUUUGAAAUAUUCUGGAGAGCUGGUGAGAGCUUACCCACCAUUUAUCAACUUCUUUGAGAUGAGCAAGGAGACGAUUGUGAGGUGUGAGAAGCAGAAGCCGAGGUUUCAUGCCUUCCUAAAGAUCAAUCAGUCCAAACCUGAGUGCGGGCGACAGACAUUGGUAGAGCUGCUGAUUCGUCCUGUGCAGAGACUACCCAGUGUUGCUCUCCUGCUCAACGAUAUUAAAAAGCAUACCUCUGAUGAUAAUCCUGAUAAAGACACCCUGGAAAAGGCCAUUGAGUCCCUCAAAGAGGUUAUGACCCAUAUAAACGAAGACAAGAGAAAGACUGAGGGCCAGAAGCAGAUCUUUGAUGUGGUUUACGAAGUGGAUGGCUGCCCUGCCAAUCUGUUGUCGUCUCAUCGGAGUCUGGUGCACAGAGUGGAAACUAUUGCUCUGGGAGACAAGCCUUGUGACCGUGGCGAACAUGUCACACUCUUUCUCUUCAACGACUGUCUGGAGAUUGCCAGGAAAAGGCAUAAGGUGAUCAGUACAUUCAAGAGUCCAAUGGGGCAGACGCGGCCGCCGGCCCAGCUCAAACACAUCGCGCUCAUGCCUCUGUCUCAGAUCCGCAGGGUGCUGGAUCUGCAAGACACUGAGGACUGUCAGAAUGCCUUCGCCCUGGUCGUGCGUCCCCCAACAGAGCAAGAGAACCUCCUCUUCAGCUUUCAGCUCACUGCCGAAGACACUCUCAAAUCAGCCUGGCUGAAGACUCUCUGCCGCCAAGUGGCCAACACAAUCUGCAGGGCCGAUGCGGAAGACCUGAUUCAGUGCACUGAUCCCGACUCCCUUCAAGUCAGCACUAAGGAUAUGGACAGCACACUGAGUCGAGCCUCCAGGGCCAUCAAAAAGACAUCAAAAAAGGUCACCAGAGCAUUCUCAUUCACUAAAACCCCCAAACGUGUGAUCCAGAGAGCUUUCAUGGCCAGCAGUACCCCAGAUGACAAGAGCCCUGGCACAGGCCCUGAUCACAUGUCCCGAAUGACUAGCAGCUCCACACUGGCUGCUGUUCAUUCCCCAUCAAUGGUCAACCUGUCCUCUGCUUUUGAGAGGAAGUACCACACUUUUAGCCGGUCUACUACGCACCUGAUCUGACCUGUGCCGUUCAGCAUGCUUCCCUGCACCCACCAAUUAACCUCUGCACAAUGGUACAGCACCCGUUCUCGCCUCGCGCGUGUUUAAUUUACAAGUUCAGAUCACUGCUCUCUGACUUGCCAAAUGAAGGAUUACUCUUGUAAUUUGUGUUUCUCUGUGUGUCACCAGUGUCAAAUGUUUGGGCACAUUCAAUUAACAGAUAAAGAGAUGUUGAUAACUGACAUUUUCAAGCUGUUUUAAGAGGGAUAGUUUUUUUCCAUUUAAUUAUUAACCAAUGAAAGUAUUUCUUAACAUUUUUAUGGGGAAGCCUGUCUGCAACUUAAGUGUCCAGCUUUUAUAAAGCUAUACAACUGAGUACUUUUAAUGUAAGUGGGUUACCAUUAGAAAAGCAGUGGAAAAAUCUGUAGUAAACCCAUUGCUAAAGUUCAGCAUCUUCUAAAAGUUUGUUUAUUAUCUGUUUUCCUUUUUUUGUGUUUAAAGGACAAAGGAAUGGUGGUCCACACAUCAAGCAUAUUUAUUCGUAAAAAUUAACUGACCAUAUAAAUAGUAUGUGAAUCCUAUAACUUCUCAUUCUUUUUGUAUUUAUAUGUAAAUAUGGUCUUCUUUCAUUGUGGUAGUGUCACUUAUCUUUGUUUUUCCCUUAGAUCUUAAUUUGAAUGUCAGUUACUUACUAAUCGCUGCUUCAGUGGCCUGUCCACAUGUAUGCACAUACUCAUGUUUUAUGCAAACUCCUCUUUUCUGUUUUGUCAGUUAUGGCAUUCAUAUAUGAUCUUUUGAUCUUUUUCAGUAAUUUGCAAUUGAUUUUAGGUAACUGGUUUUAUGUUUGAAACACAUCUCAUUUAUUCAAUUCCAAUAAAAGAAGGAUGUAGCCAA
Colossoma macropomum (tambaqui) is the source of this 3953-nucleotide messenger RNA. RefSeq names its product epithelial cell transforming 2 (gene ect2). Gene Ontology annotation, biological process: activation of GTPase activity; mitotic cytokinesis; nervous system development. NCBI's taxonomy places the organism in Eukaryota, Metazoa, Chordata, Actinopteri, Characiformes, Serrasalmidae. The transcript is spliced from 25 exons. The record is from RefSeq and is a predicted model, not a curated record. The coding region runs from base 351 to 3080 and encodes 909 amino acids. Gene Ontology annotation, molecular function: GTPase activator activity; guanyl-nucleotide exchange factor activity. Gene Ontology annotation, cellular component: nucleus; cell cortex.